AUGUAUUUAAAAUUAUUUCGAAGAACCUAUCAUCCAUAUUAUGCAAUAAUGUUACGUGAUAUAUCGAAACUAGUACAAAAAACACUUUUUCAAUAUAAAAGAAAAUUAUGGCUCGACUAUUGUGGUUCAUUCAAUGACUGUGAUACAAAAUCUUUUUGGCAAAAGGCAAAACGACAUUUCCGUUCAAAAUCUACACCAGUUGAAGGUUUUGUUAUUAACAACAACACCAUUACCUCACCAGAUGAAAUGUGUGCUGUUGCAAAAAAUUAUUACGAAGAACAAUUUACUGAUCAUCAAGAUACAAAAACAGAUAUCGAUAUUGAAGCAAGGAUAAAUGUGAACGAACUCAAUGAAAUCCUGAUUAACAGUCCUCCUAAUCCGAUGAAUAUUACUUAUCAACAACUAUACAGGAUCAUUACAUCAAUGAAAAAGAAAAACUCAUCAGGUAUAGAUGGAGUUUCAAAUAGAAUCAUCAAGAUACUUCCACCAAAUCAUGUAUCAAUCGUUUUGGCAUGCAUGAAUAAUUUUGCCUCUACUCUACAAACACCCACACACUGGCAUAUUGCAAGAAUGAUAUUGUUAUCCAAAACAAAAUCUAAGAUAACAUCUAUAGAUAAAACAAGACCAAUUUCUUUAUUACCAUGUUUUUCCAAAUUAUUUGAAAAAUGUUUUUUGAUACAAUUUCGUAGUUGGAUAGAUGAUUUUGCAAUACUUCCAGCAGAAAAAACAGGUUUUAGACCAAAACACAACAUGUCUGUGCGUCUGAUAGCUAUGAUCGAUCAAAUUGGCCAAAGUCUGUCAAUGAAUACAGCAGCAGCAGGACCUUUUGUGAACUUCAGUUCUGCUUUUAACCAGUUAUGGUUUAAUGGAUUAUGGUUAAAGCUGAACAAAUUACAUUGUCCAUUGUAUAUAAUAGCCUGGCUGAAACAUUACUUGUAUGGUAGGAAAGCUUACAUCGACAUUAAAAAUACAACUUCAUCUACUUUUGAUCUCAAGAAAGGCGUUCCACAAGGGAGCUGUAUAGGUCCUGUAUUAUUCAUUGUAUACCAUCAUGAUUUACUUGAAGCACUGUCGACAAUUCAUUGGAAGCAUUUAUAUGCAGAUGAUUUGGCGGUACUUAUUGCACCAUCAUCAGCACUGUCAUCAAAGAAAAUGAUCAAAUCACUAAGAAGACAACUAGUACAGAUACUAAGACGAUUGAUAACAUAUUCCAACAAGUGGAAACAACCAAUCAACUAUGAUAAAACAUAUUGGACUUUCUUCAAUCGUCAAGUUAAUCCUAUCAUACCUAAUAUUCAGUGUAAAGAACACAAGAUUGAAC
Messenger RNA from Rotaria sp. Silwood1, 1321 nucleotides. NCBI's taxonomy places the organism in Eukaryota, Metazoa, Rotifera, Eurotatoria, Philodinida, Philodinidae. The record is from the annotation of a GenBank genome assembly.